This is a messenger RNA of Betta splendens (Siamese fighting fish), 2896 nucleotides long. RefSeq names its product dynein axonemal assembly factor 8. The transcript is spliced from 16 exons. The coding region runs from base 190 to 2817 and encodes 875 amino acids. NCBI's taxonomy places the organism in Eukaryota, Metazoa, Chordata, Actinopteri, Anabantiformes, Osphronemidae. The record is from RefSeq and is a predicted model, not a curated record.
CCAACCUCCAACUGCCCCACACUUUUAGCACUUUUAUCGCGCUUGUUGCGCAAAUUUCCAAAUGUACUUGAGUCCUUCGUCGAUCUUGAAGCGUUGAGGAAUGCAGAACUUGAAUUUCGCAAAAGUAAGUUUAUUUUAUUUUUUUGCCCAACUAACGCUGGUUGCUGUCGACAGCAGAUAACGUCAGCGAUGCGAGCGACGGCCAGAAAUAUUUCUUCUUUUCCGUCUGAGCCCGAGGAUGCGGGUGUUUCCAGCAAAUUACAAAGACCAAGUGGUUGUUCCCUGAGGACCACUGAAGACAGUGUUUCCCCAGAAGAUGAGGUGAAGCAGCGAGAUCUGGAUAAUUACCUCCAAAAUCUUAGAGAAGAUGCAGAUAGUGACAAGGACAGGUCCCAUUUGGAAAUAAUGGAGAGACUGGUUGCAUUCUCUAAGAGGCAGUUAUCUAGAAUCUCCCCAAAUCUUCCAUCAGAGUCCAAAUCAACAGCCAAACACAACAGUCACCAGGAGGUGAGACCCAGUGUCGACGUGCACAGCGGAGCGACAAUAGACGGCAGCAAAGGGACUGACAAGUUCAAGCUGCAAAGGAAAACACGGGCGGUGACUAGAAAUGAGCAUAAAUCCCCCAGCGUAUGUGCAGAUCCUCAAGUCAAAGCAUCAACUGCUCCCCAACACCCAGUCAAAGAACUAAUCAUUAACCAGAACGAUGCAUGUGUUAGUGGCCGACACAAGCCGCUUACACAAACACCACAACGCAAAGAAUAUGCGCAUCACAAACAUCACCCAACCAGUUCUGUCUAUCGGAAGCAGCCAGCUGUGGAGAGGACAGAUGUUCUCUACGAUAAUGAGUCAUCUCAUCUGGAGUCCUUCAAUGUGCUACCAGAAGACAUAAUAAGUGAGGACUGCAUUGUGCUGAUUGUCCAGCUCUCCAGUCCCGGUGUGAUCAGAGGCCGAGCUCAUGAAAAGGGAAACCGCCGGCGUCCAGCAGCGACCGAAUCACACAUCUACAACACUUUGGUCUCUUGGUUUCUCUCGUUGGCUGGCCCAGACCCGCAUCCCAACCAGGACAGGGUCCCAUUCAGGGUGGCGGGUCUUCAGCAGGCGUGGACAGAGGAAGGACUGGCUUUACGUGCUUUAGCUGUGGCUCAUCACAGUUGUUCCCUGGGGAGAAAGGAUUUUGUCGCCUACGUCUGCAGGUUCCUCUCUGAAACCUCACUCAGUGAAACUGCCCACUGGCUGCCGAAGCUCCAGGAUUUAUUGGACCAACAGGGCUCUGCCUCAUCCAUCGACCUGCCUUCUUCUAGCUUAAACGCCUUUAUCUCUGCCACCGCCAGCAAAAAGUCAGUGGACGAGGCGAUUGGUCUCAGUCCAGGGUUUUACUGGCAGAUUGUGGAAACUCAGGGGGAUGUUUGCAGGAGGAGAGAGACCACACAGGAGCUGCACACAGAGGUAUCAUUGGCUCUGGGGGGCAGCGACGUCUUCCGGGAUCCGCUCAUAACACACUACACCCUUCAGCUGGUCCUGGACUCAGGACUAGACGUGUGUGGCCUCCGUCUGCUUUACCCCCCGCAGAGGUUCCUGGGUCACAGCGCCGGUGUUCAGCGCAGCUCUGACUGCCAGCCCGUCUUGGCCCUGGCUGUUCGGGGCCCUCGUGCGUUCUCGGUGCUGAAGGGUUUUACAGACUCCUCGUGUCCUCUAUUGUCCCAGAAGACAUAUUCGAGUUCUGCCGGGCCGCUGCAAAGCCAAAGUCAGGAACCUUGUCUCUUCCACUCACCCGGUCUGGAGAGUCAGGUCCACAAGGAGCUAUGCUUGUGGUUUGCAGGAAGACUUCCCAGAGGAACUGUAGAGAAUCACAACCAGCAUCUGAACAGGACUAUUCCUUCGGGUGAUGGUGUUGGAGGCAGCCUGUUCAGUUCAAGCACAUCGCCUGCGUUUCUGUGCGCCACAUCUACAGCCGACGUGCUGCUCGUGGUCGCGCCCGCCGUGCCGGCGCGCUGUUACGGCCCGGUGUUGGCCGUGUGCGAACGUAGAGGCUUCGGUCUGGAAGGGCUGCGACGCCGGACGCUGAAGAGAAACACUGGCAAAGUGCUAGGAUUAACCAGGGAGCAGGUGAGAGUGUUCUGCAGUUUACACACAGAGUCCUUGGAUCAGAAGGGGCUCAAACCACCUCCUCAGUGCUUAGUGGUUUUACUGAAGAAAGAGAAUGCCGUGCAUCACAGUCUCAGUCUGCCAACAGCUCUAAUGAGAGAAUUAAGGGCUCGUAAGCUUCUCAGCUGCAUCCGCCUCAGAGACGAUGGCGUUCAGACAGCGGAGCCCAGCCUCUGUUUCCACACUGUGCCUUACAGCAGUAACCUGUCCCACACCUUCAUUAGGUCUAUGUGGACAGUGCCUGAUCCUACCAGAGUGAUCCUGUCCCAUCGCAGGCCUCACACUGACUGUGACGUGGAGCAGGUGGUGAUUUUGACCCUGCGUGGGAAGGACAUGGGUCACGGUUUGGGCCUCCUACAUCGAAUGUUAGCAGAAAGCCCAGAAGGUGGCACAGAGCUGCUCGGCCUGAAGUGGCUGCCUGGCUUGACUCAGCUGCAGGCUCAGGAGCUGAGUCCCUACGAGGUGGGGGAGCAGCUUUUCCACAGUAGCGUGGAGACGCUCAUGUCCUCCCCUUCCCUGUUAUGUGCUCUUAAACGAAGGAACGCUUUUGCUUCGCUGAAGACGCUCCUACCAUAUGAUUACCCUGGAAACCUGUCUGUCCUGAUGUCACCCACACCUGAAGUGGCCUUCAGACAAGCAGCGCUCUUCUUUGAACACUGGAUGACUGGAUGAUCUUUUUUCACUCGUUCACUGCUGUUAAAUAAGAUUUUUUUCAUUAUUUACAUUUACAUUAAACUGAGAAUUAAUAAUC